This is a messenger RNA of Tyto alba (common barn owl), 1430 nucleotides long. It is a transcript of the gene DCXR, whose product is annotated as dicarbonyl and L-xylulose reductase. NCBI's taxonomy places the organism in Eukaryota, Metazoa, Chordata, Aves, Strigiformes, Tytonidae. The coding region runs from base 78 to 818 and encodes 246 amino acids. Gene Ontology annotation, molecular function: carbonyl reductase (NADPH) activity; L-xylulose reductase (NADPH) activity. The transcript is spliced from 8 exons. Gene Ontology annotation, biological process: xylulose metabolic process; glucose metabolic process. The record is from RefSeq and is a predicted model, not a curated record.
CGGGGCCGAUCGGGCCGCCCCGCGCCGGGGCCCCGCCCGGCCCCGCGGGCCCGCCCAGGCCGCAGUGCGCCCGAAACAUGGAACCGCAUCUCAGCUUCCGCGGACGCCGGGCCCUGGUGACUGGGGCUGGCAAAGGGAUCGGGCGCGCCGUGGCUGUGGCGCUGAGCAAGGCCGGGGCCCGCGUGACGGCGCUGAGCCGCACCGCGGCGGACCUGGAGAGCCUCGCGCGAGAGUGCCCGGGCAUCGAGCCGCUGUGCCUGGACUUGGCCGACUGGGACGCCACCGAGGCGGCGGUGGGCGCGGCGGGGCCCUUCGAGCUGCUGGUGAACAACGCGGCCGUGGCGGUGCUGCAGCCCUUCCUGGAGGUGACGCGGGCGGCCCUGGAGCGGUCUCUUGAUGUGAAUCUUCAGGCUGUGUUUCAUGUUUCCCAGAUUGUUGCUCGGCAGAUGAUUGCACAAGGUGUGCCAGGUGCCAUUGUAAAUGUCUCUAGCCAGGCAUCUCAGCGUGCUCUGCGGGAUCAUGCUGUUUACUGUUCCACAAAAAGUGCUUUGGAUAUGCUGAGCAAGGUAAUGGCAUUGGAACUGGGACCCCACAAGAUUAGGGUGAACACUGUGAACCCCACAGUAGUUAUGACUGAUAUGGGGAGAAUUAACUGGAGUGACCCUCAGAAAUCUGCUGCCAUGAUUAAUCGGAUUCCGCUGGGAAAGUUUGCAGAGGUGGAUGAUGUGGUGAACAGCAUUCUCUUCCUGCUGAGCGAUAAGAGUGCUAUGACAACUGGCAGCUCACUGAUGGUUGAUGGGGGAUUUCUUGUCUCCUAAGAUGACACCUGCAUUUCACACCUGGCCUUAAUUUUCAUAGUAGUACUGCAUAGACGUAAACUGGAUAGAAAACAAUGACAGACCCAGUCUUGCUGGAGAAGAGGGGCAGCAGGGCUGGAGCCUGUAUGAGAAGUAAGGCAGAAAAUUACCUUUAGAAGGCUGCUAUAUAAUAAAGCUCACAUACGCCGUCAUGGAGAAUGUUUAUUGCACCAAAUAAGGUUUUAUCUUGUCACUCUACAUGAUGAUUAGAAAUUGGACCUGUCUUUCUUCCAAGCCUAUUCCCCCCCAACAACCCUUCAGAAGCUCUCCCUGUUCCAUCCAAAUCCAUAGAGCUCGCCUGCACUUUCAGUGGGAAGGGAAAGAAGAAGUUAGCAGAUUCCUCAUUGCUUCCUUUGCUGUCUUUAGUAGAAAAAAACAAAACAGAGGCAACAACCACAGCCCUGCUCUGCAGAGGCUGGAUGGGGGGGGGGGGGCCUGCUAAAGACUGAUGGGGGGAGCAGCACCAUGCUGUCCUAUGGUGUGCACACAUGAAAAGGCAAAUACAUCGAUUGCACAGAGCUGUUUCACUCACUGAGUUUGGCUAGUACCCAAUAAAGCACCUAAUGAUUAGUU